Messenger RNA from Pleuronectes platessa (European plaice), 1195 nucleotides. RefSeq names its product amphiregulin (gene areg). NCBI's taxonomy places the organism in Eukaryota, Metazoa, Chordata, Actinopteri, Pleuronectiformes, Pleuronectidae. Gene Ontology annotation, biological process: positive regulation of mitotic nuclear division; positive regulation of cell population proliferation; epidermal growth factor receptor signaling pathway. The record is from RefSeq and is a predicted model, not a curated record. The transcript is spliced from 6 exons. Bases 144 to 827 code for a protein of 227 amino acids.
GCUCCAUAAAAGCUGCACCCACAGAAGGUAAAGAGAGCAAAGCACAAUCUCUAUCAGCAGGGGACAAACAGACACACACACACUCACACACGGAUCAACACAUUUGUGCAGGGCUGUCAAACACAUAACACUCUCCCUAGGAUAUGAACCUGCUCAUCCUCACCUGCCUCCUGUGCUCCGUCGUCUGCAGACUUCAGGGAUCUGAGACCACACACUCCAGUGAAAUAACCGGAGUGACUCAGGGUUCAGGUUCCGGAGAGGGCCUCCAGAAUUUGCAGGCCGAAAAUGGUAGCGGUGGUGAUCUUUCAGGAGGAGGGGGCACAACUACUGAGUCACCUCAAAGUACAAUUGAGAGGACGAGGACGAAAAAGAGGAAGGGCAACGGAAACAAGAACAGGAGGAAAGCCACGACUGCACUCAUCCCCGAGCCCGCGAGCCUCAGCAGCAGCAGCGUCACGUCGGCCGUCAGCACCACAGAGGAUCCCUGCACCUCCACCCACCUGGGCUACUGUAUUCACGGUUACUGCAAACGCAUGGAGGAACUGCCGGAGCCAACGUGCAUAUGUAUGAAGGGUUAUGAAGGCAAUCGCUGUGGGGUCCAAACUCUGGGGACCCACAGAACCCAGUCCGAAGGGAGCAGCAACACUGAGUUGGUCCAGACGGUCUUGGUGAUAAUCGCUGUGGUGCUGUCAGUCAUCAGCUGCACCGCCAUCCUGCUCAUGACCUGUGCUCAUUACAGGUCACAUAAGACCUACCUGGCGUCCUUCCUGGGAUCUGGGGCGGAGAAGGAGAAGUUACAGAAACCUCUCCCUGACGUGAUGGUGUGACGGCGCAGGGUCACCAUGAGCCGGCUGCAGGAUGACAGAGGCCACAGGAGUCUGAGGAUCUGAAGAAAAAGUAGAACCGAUCCACUGCUUCAAUAGAUGCCGUGUAACAGAAACAAACACUGUUAAAUACCCGUUAGAAUUUAAUUUAUUUAGUGUGAUUAUUUAUUGCUUAUGACUGUAUGAGUGUUUGUGUCUCGGAUCAUUGUUAUGAUGUGUAUUAUGUGCGGAUGCUGAGCAUUCAGCCUUUUGAUGAUCUGUAGGUUUGGUUUUAUUUAUUGCACCGCUGUUGUUUUAGGUCAGAGAAAUGCUCUUCAUCUCAGUGUUGAAAAGGGAUGGAAUUACAUAGACAAUAAAGUGUGUCAGUGUUA